This is a messenger RNA of Rhopilema esculentum, 1220 nucleotides long. RefSeq lists its product as uncharacterized. NCBI's taxonomy places the organism in Eukaryota, Metazoa, Cnidaria, Scyphozoa, Rhizostomeae, Rhizostomatidae. The record is from RefSeq and is a predicted model, not a curated record.
CUUACUUCGACUGCAUAGACGCAAUAGUAUUCCCUGUUACAGAAAGGGAACAGAAAAGAAGAGUGAAAGAGCCAAAAAAUUUCAAAUUCAGGAGAUUGCUUUUUAUCAGACAGAGGAUUCAAACCAAAAUGUUUUUCAAGAAAAGUGUCUUUACUGUCGUACUAUGGCUCAGCAUUCUCUGUAUCAAAGGCAAGCCUAUACACAAUUCAGGCGCUAAUGUUUCUGAUGAGGCUGCAUCAGGUUCAGGAGAGUCCAUGCAGUCCGAAAAGCCUUUAGCAACAACUCCAAAUGCAUCACUGCCAGAAGUAAGUCCCAGUGCUGCCUUUGGAGACAUAGCAUACUCGGGUAUCGGUGCUAACCCCCUUUUAGAACCAGGCAAAGGGCCAGUGGCAAUCUCUAACACUGAACCAACUCAAAACAAAAUAAAAGAAACUGCCGAAGCUUCGGGGGAAACAGCUGUUCGCACAACUGAAACAAAUUUACAGAGUAAACCAAAUUCAGACAUUUCAUCUCAAAAUCAGGAAGCUGUCGAAAGUGGACAAGAAGAGGCUUCAGCUGGUGGAAAUCUUAUCAGCCAAGAAGAUGAGGCAGAAAGAAAUCAUGACAGCAAUAUAGUCAUGUCUCCUACAAAAGAUGGGGAAAAGGAAGGGUCAAAGGAAACACAAGGUUCCAAGGAAAGCGAGUUAGUUGGAGAAGUUGAUGCAAACACAAUUCCAAAUUAUUUCUUUGAGAAACGAGAUUCAGUUAUGCAAACUUCCAAGAAUUACCCUGCUUUGGUCCAAGCUGAUGCAUUUGAGGAUGAGGCAGGUCAAAGUGUUGAUAGUAGAGCUGUUAUCGUGGAAAAGCCAAACGCUGGAUUGGAAAGAGAAGACGAUAGUGAGGGGAGGCAGUCCAGAUAAUUAACAGGAUCUUGCAAUAUUGUGAACCGAUGUACAUCAUAACGCAGAAUAAGGAGUGAAUCGUGUAUCAACAUGAACAAAUAAAACCUCUUGGAUUAUCUUGGUUAAGCUUGAGUUUAUAUAAAAUAUCAAACUAAAUGUUAGAAGCAUAUUGUCAUUUGGUUUCACAGAUGCUCUAAGCUUGUUGUUGAGAUGCAUUAUUAAAUGGCUGCCAUACCAAUUGAAAUGUGAUGACUUUUUCUUUCAUUGUCGUAUUUGUAGUAAAAUCUAUGUGUGAUUGAUCUAUUUAGUAAAAUCUAAAUGCAGCGAAGCAUUUCAGAA